Molecule: messenger RNA, 870 nt
Organism: Rhinocladiella mackenziei CBS 650.93
Lineage: Eukaryota; Fungi; Ascomycota; Eurotiomycetes; Chaetothyriales; Herpotrichiellaceae
Exons: 1
Coding region: 1-870 (289 amino acids)
Molecular function (GO): FMN binding
Source: RefSeq, a predicted model, not a curated record
AUGUCCCAUCCAACCCUCGCCAUCACUGCGCCCUGGAAACGGCCAUUCGAGCAGCAUCUUGAAAAGGCUGGCGGAGUAGGUGCAGGGUUUUCUCUGGCCACUGUAAAUGCAACGGGGUUCCCUCGAGUCCGAACAUGCAUCUUUCGCGGCUUCUGGGCCACACUGCCCGAGAUCGAACACAAUAAACUCCCAAAGAAUCCCCCGAUCUACGAGUCGGAUUGUCCCACAUUCACCACAGAUGCCCGCAUGAGCAAGGUCUACGACAUCUUUGUGACGGGCAAGGGAAAAGGAGAUUUGGCACAAUCCCAGUCAGGCUCAGGCGGUGGUGGUCCAGUCGAAGCCGUGUAUUGGAUCAAAGAUCUAAGAACACAGUGGCGGGUACGCGGAAAGUGCUGGCUCGUUGCCGCUGAUGACAUCGAGGACGGCGAAGAGGCUCAGAAUUCUGGGAGUGUGACAGUCAAGGCCGAAGUCGGCCGGUACAUGCGUGUUAAGAAAGGAUCUGAACAUAUGGAGAAGGAUAAAGAUUGGUCAUGGAAACUCGAGACAGAGAACUACUUUGAGAACUUGUCGCCCAUGAUGCGUGGGACAUUUAAAAACCCACCCCCGGGGCGGCCGUUGUCGGAAGGCCGGGAUGAAAAGGAAGGAGAAGCAUUAGGUCAGAAAGCGGGACACCUCUCUGAGGAGAAGUUUGCAAGGAAGAACUUCCGAGUUUGCAUCAUCACACCUGAACAAGUGGAAAUGGUGGAUUUAAGUGAUCCUGCGCAUUGUACCAGGAAGGUCUGGACGUUAGUAGAGGAAGCAGGAGGGCCUGGCGGGCCCCCGGCCAGUGACACUGUAGGAGAAUGGAACGCGGUCGAGACAUGGCCGUGA